Amyelois transitella is the source of this 1899-nucleotide messenger RNA. Its product is annotated as protein FAM177A1. The transcript is spliced from 2 exons. The record is from RefSeq and is a predicted model, not a curated record. The coding region runs from base 142 to 573 and encodes 143 amino acids. NCBI's taxonomy places the organism in Eukaryota, Metazoa, Arthropoda, Insecta, Lepidoptera, Pyralidae.
GACAAUCACACAAUGAGAAAAAAACAAUAACAAGGCAACCCACGCAACGCAAUACGAUAUUAAAAUCGGUUUCGGUGACAUAUUAUAUUGUAAAAUUAUUGUUUUUACUUUUAGUAAUUUCAAGAAAGGGGUUAAAUAAACAUGGAACCUAACACAACAUCUGAUGAACAAGUACGAGUUACCGUUAAACCAACGAGAGUGCUACAUUUUUCUGAUGGAGUUGAUGAAGAAAUUGAAGUUGAAGAGGCAACCGAAGUCACCAGCAGCCUCCAUAACGAUGAACCUGUGGAUACAUCAAAACUGGAUUGGUUGCCUUGGAUGUCCCAUUACGCCUGGACUUCUGGAAAUAAAGUUUUAAACAUAGUUGAUGCUGCUGGAGAAUCGCUGGCCAGCUUCUUCGGCAUCACCACACCGAAGUACCAGAUAGAGAUUGAUGAGUAUGAGAGAAUGCAGGAGGAGAAGAGAAAGAUGGAAGAAGAAUCUGCCGGUUGGGUGCCGAGAAAUGGAGGAGGAGAUAUACCUUUAGUCAUGAAUGAGCCUAAGAAAGCUGUUGACACGGAGAAUCAUGUUUGAUGUUGUUUUUGUUAGGCCUGUCAGAACAAGGCUGAGAGGGACUUGUAAAGUAUGACAAAAAAAAACUAAAAGUUACUUUAAAAAAUGGAAGGUUUCUCAUACUCAGCUUUAAAAUGGAAAUGAUUUAAGUUUUAUGGUUGUAUUAUUGCACUUAUAUUUAACACGGUGGAAAUGUAGGUCUCUGUUGCAGGAUUGUUCUUUUGUUAUCAAACAAUUAUAAUUUAUCUACUUAUAUGAGAUUGACUUGAAAAAGAAUGAUUAUGAAUUGAUCUAUGGUAUUCUAGUGAAUUUAUAAUACUAUUUAGUAUUGUAUAUUUUUCAUUUACGUAAUGUAUUGUGUACUGAUAGAAUGAUUUAUGUUUUCAUAUUUGAAAAUGUCAUUAUUAAUAUUAUGAUAAGCUGUAUUUAUUUGUUUUGUGUAAAGUUUGGUUUAGAAUUCUUGUUAUUGACUAAAAAGGUUAAUUUCAUUGAAAUUUAUUACUUUGUUAGGUUAAAUGAUUAAUUUUUAACACAAGACUAAUGUGAAUGUUAUGAGGUGGCAUGUGGGAGUAUUUUGUCUCUGCCUACCCCUCCGGAGAGUGGCGUGAUUUUUAUGUAAUACAUUACAGGGUAGGCACAACAUGUCUGCAUAAAAUGCAUAUCACUUAUUCUUAGGUACCUUUAUUGAAUUUUGGCAUAGAAUUCAGAAUUAUAAAAUUUGGUUUAUGCAAACUUCAAUACAGCAGAAUAUAUACAGCUGAAUGUGGCCUUUCGGGCUUUACAAGACUGUUGGCUCUGUCUGCUCCGCAACGGAUAUAGACGUGAUAGUAGGUAUUUACGCCUUCAAAGAAAGGCUAUAAUGUUUAGGAAGAGUGUAGCUAGGAUUCAGUACAGGGAGAGAAAUGAAGAAAAGAAAGCUAAGGCAUAGCUUUAUUAGUACAUCACUUGUUUAUAAAUUUUUAUAAUCUAUACUAAUAUUAUAAACCUGAAGAGUUUGUUUGUUUGAACAUGCUAACCUCAGGAACUACUGGUGCGAAUGAAAAAAAUCUUUUUGCAAAUUUAUGCGAAAAUUUGAAUAAACCAUUUGUAGAGAAAGGCUUUAGGCUAUACCUAUAACAAAUAACAUCACGCUGCAAAGAAAUAAUGGAAAUAUGUAAAAACAUGGAAAAUUAUUCAUCCUUGAUGACUAACUCCAAAAUAACUAUUUCACGGACGAAGUCGCGGGCACAGCUAGUAAAAUAUACUUAUUCUGUGGUAACACUGUCACUACUUUUAUUGAUCUUAAUGCAUUUUAUUCAUAUGUAUAAAUUACGUAGUAUUAACUCUCUAGUUUUUAAUAAACACUAA